AUGUCCAGCGACUUGAUGGAGCUCUCCCGCGAGGAGCUCAUCAGCCGCGUGCUCGACCUCCAGUCCGAGAACAACGCGCUGAGCCGGCAGCUGCGCAGCAUGGCGAACAGACGCGGCGGCACAUCAUCGCCCACGCAGGCUGAUUCCCGUAGUAGAAACACCAGCGGUGGCAUCGGCUCGAUGUACAGCGAUCCUUCCGCGUUCAUCGCCACCAACCCGGUCUCUGUGCGACGUAAUGGCAGCCUCUCCACCGCCUCUGAAGCCCCCAUGUCAGCGGCGGCGGAUCGACUGAGCGGGUGCGCGAGUGGGUCGCCGUCGGCGCCGAGCUUCGAGAUAUCCAUGUCAGUGAUCGUCAUCGAAAACGGCGCCGCGCUUUCGGUUCCGCUCUCCUCGGUGCUCGACAAGACGUACGGUCGCCAAGAUCUGCGCGACGCCGACACGCCUGUGGUCUCGUCCAAGUACCUGCGGGAUACCAACUCCUUGCGAACACAGCGCUUUUCCAUCGGCAGUGUCAGUGCCACCGGUGGCGCUGGGGCGGAUGCGUCGCCUAGCAUGAACUUAGACGAGGAAUUUUCGGACAACCUCAGUCCAGGGCGGCCAAGCUCUGCUUUUGGACGCGGCAGUGUCCUCAUGCGUGGGAGCGGUGCCAACGCCGGUGGCAGUGUUAACGACGCGGAUGAUGAGCCGUACCCGAAGGACCCUCGCGCGGGCUCAGCCGGUGGCGCCGCCGCCGCCUCCAGCCUUGCACAGCGCGCUGGAGUAACCCACCUGAAUCUUCGCCGAGACGUCCUCUUCGCGCGUGACCUCUCACUGGACGCGGACGCCAUCAUCACGCAUCAGACGCUGCGGCUUUUCAACCAGCAAUUUGCGCGGGGCGCAAACAUGCUGUCGCCCAUGUCCUCGUACGGCAACGCAGUGUACCACUACAUCGUAAAGACGUUUGCGGUGCGCAACGGCUGCGAGCACUCACCAGACGAUGUGGAGGGUUUUGGCCGCACACUUAUCAACCUCUGCGAGGAGGUAAAACAUAUACUCCUAGAUGAACCGCGGCACGGGUCCGUCGCGUCACCGUGCUACGUCUUUGGCGACCUGCACGGCAACUUCCGCGACCUCUUCUACUUCAUGGACAACCUCAUUAGCUUCCAGGACCUGCGCUACACCCCGCACCGCUUUGUCUUCCUCGGCGACUACGUUGACCGUGGCGAGUUCAGCGUCGAAGUUGUGGCCUACCUGUUCUCGAUGAAGGUGCUCGCCCCGCACAAGGUCCUGCUGUUGCGCGGCAACCACGAAGACACCCUCGUGAGCGGCGACAUAUCCGGCUACGGCAACACGAGCUUCCGUGCCCAGUGCCACACCACCUUCGGCGCCGCCCUCGGCGAGGAACUGUGGCACCGCGCGAGUUCGGUCUUUGCCCAUCUGCCGCUGACGGCGAGCAUCGACGGCAAGAUUUACUGCACGCACGGCGGCAUCCCGCGCUACAGCGGCGGCGUCGACGACCGGCUCGGCAUUCUGAACAGCGCCGACUUCCCGGUGAUGGAGUCGUUCUUCCAGGUUCCGGAGAGCGAGACGCCGCAGCACCGCAUGUACCGCCAGAUCGGGAUGGAUACUUGCUGGGCCGACCCGGCCGAGAACGAGAGUGAGCUCGAUCGGUUUGGAUUUGGCUCGAACCCGCGCGGCACCGGCGUCAUUUUGUUUGGCUCCAAGGCGGUGGACGACUUCCUCGACCACUUUCACUUUGAGUACAUCUUUCGCGCCCAUCAAGAGAAGUCUGAUGGGCUGAAGCUGAGCAAGAGCGCCCGCGUCUUCACGAUCUUUAGCACGAGCGCCUACGUGGGUCACCAGAAUGGUGCUGGUGUGGUGCUCGUCGCGGAGGGAAAGAUCCGCCUGAUUGUGAAGACGGCAGACACGUACGAGGAGGAGGACUACGUAGCGGAAGUCGAAGAUGUCCAUCGGCGCUAA
Molecule: messenger RNA, 1959 nt
Organism: Leishmania mexicana MHOM/GT/2001/U1103
Lineage: Eukaryota; Euglenozoa; Kinetoplastea; Trypanosomatida; Trypanosomatidae
Product: putative serine/threonine protein phosphatase
Exons: 1
Coding region: 1-1959 (652 amino acids)
Cellular component (GO): cytoplasm; nucleus
Molecular function (GO): protein serine/threonine phosphatase activity
Source: RefSeq, a predicted model, not a curated record